Molecule: messenger RNA, 1045 nt
Organism: Glycine soja
Lineage: Eukaryota; Viridiplantae; Streptophyta; Magnoliopsida; Fabales; Fabaceae
Exons: 3
Coding region: 1-480 (159 amino acids)
Source: RefSeq, a predicted model, not a curated record
AUGGAUGUUGCAGCUGGGAUUCUUGGCUUCGAGGCUGAAAUAGCACAAAACAAGGUAUGCUUAAUUGAAGCUGGCUCUAUUUUGUCAACAAAACAGGUUAAGCACUUAAGGUUGUGGAUAUUUGAGAGUAGAGAGCCAGGUCAUCAAGCCUUCAUGUUGGGGUUGGGUGCAGCUGUGCUUUUGGGACUAGCCCAUGCUAUAACCAACUUGCUUGGUGGCUGCAAUUGCAUUUCUUCUCAACAAGAGUUUGAAAAGGCUUCUUCCAGUAGGCAACUCUCAACUGCUUGCCUUAUUUUAACUUGGGUUGUGUUGGCCAUUGGGUUGUCCAUGCUGGUGAUAGGGACCAUGUCAAACAAUAGAUCAGAUGAUUCCUGUGGCUUCUCACACCAUCACUUCUUGUCCAUUGGUGGAAUCUGUUGUUUUGUUCAUGGCCUAUUCUGUAUUGCAUAUUACGUUUCUGCCACUGCCUCUAUGGAUUAAUUAGUGAGUAUGAAAAGCAUCUGGAAGUCACUCAUUUAUGCUUUAGUGCAUGCUUUUGGAGCUUUCCUAAAAUGAGUGUUGCUUUGCAAAAUGUGUAGGAAGACUUUAAUGCUUUGUAUCACGAUUGAGUGACGGUUGAAGUUAGUUACUAGGAGUUAUUAGAAGUUAGGUGAAUAGUUACUUAGUUAUGUUAAAGUUAUUGAAGUUAGUUACUAAGAGUUACUAGAAGUUGGUUAUUCUCUAUAUUUGUAUAAAUAAACCACCUUUGUAAUACUUUGAUGAAUGUAUUCGAAAACUAUCAUUCAUUUCUUUCAUUUACUUUGUACUAAAAAAGGGAAACAUGAGACCGUUUUUUGGAUGACCAAACUACCCUCUCCAUUGACUUGUAUCAUUAUCAUAGUUCAAGUUGGUUUUAUUUAGGCCAUAGCCAUUGAGUUUGCUAUCAGCCUAUCACACUGGCUGUAGAAAAUUUUUAGGUACCAUAGAUGUCAAUCUGAUCUGAUAUUAGAUGUUUGCUGUAUGGAUUUUUCCCUUGAAGCUAGAAGCAUAGAUCUUUUUAGUUUUA